CAGCUGACAGUUUGUAGCAGAAAGAAAAACAUUAAUUCAGAUCCGUCGUAGGGUAAAUACUUGUUUAGAUCCGAAUGCGUUUCGCUGAAGAAAAUUCUCAUAACUGAUUGUGAAAAAUACUGUUGCCAUGAUUCGAGAAGAUGACCCUCGGUUCCGGAUUACUCCAUUCCAGCAAAUGGCAUCGGCAUGUUCCGGUGCUCUUAUAACCUCGUUAUUCAUGACUCCACUAGAUGUUGUCAAAAUAAGGCUUCAAGCGCAACAGAAGGCGUUGCUCUCGAAUAAAUGUUAUUUGUAUUGCAAUGGUCUAAUGGAACACAUAUGUCCCUGCGGCGACUCUGCCUGGAUACCGAGACGAGUACAUUUCAAUGGCACUAUGGAUGCUUUCUAUAAAAUAGCCAAAUUAGAAGGAGUUCCUGCAUUAUGGUCUGGAUUAAGUCCUACAUUAGUCCUAGCUCUUCCAUGUACAGUUAUUUAUUUUGUAACAUACGAACAACUGAGGUAUAGGAUGAAAACAAAUUACAAUAAUUAUACCAAUAAACCGGGACAACCGAUGUGGAUACCAAUGUUAGCAGGAGCAACAGCCAGAACGAUAGCUGUUACUAUCGUCAGUCCUCUAGAACUAAUAAGAACAAAAAUGCAGUCGACAAAACUGAGUUAUUCAGAUAUAAUGUCAGCAUUACGUCAAGUCAUAAAAUAUGAAGGAUACAAAGGUCUCUUUCGUGGACUCGGCUCUACUUUAUUGAGAGAUGUACCAUUCUCAGGUUUAUACUGGACCACAUUUGAGUCAACGAAGAACUUUUUUAACAAACCAGACUCAGAAAAGAAUACAUUUUUGUUUAAUUUCUUCUGUGGAUCUGUCGCGGGCAGUAUUGCGGCGUUAGUAACACUUCCAUUUGACGUUGUCAAAACACAUCAACAAAUAGAAUUAGGCGAAAAAGAAAUUUAUACAGAUGGUAAAGUCCAUCAAAGAGCAUCAAAUAUGAAGGAAAUAGCACACACAAUAUACACCAAUCAUGGAUUUAAAGGAUUGUUCACUGGUUUCCUGCCACGAAUAUUCAAAGUUGCACCAGCAUGUGCAAUUAUGAUUGCGACCUUUGAAUAUGGAAAACAGUUUUUCCAAACAUAUAACACUCAGAAAUAUAAGGAAAAAAUGCAAAGGCACCAAGAAAUAUUGUUGAUGAGCCAAACAUCAGCCAAAAAUGAUUAUUCAUAAUACGACAAACGGGAAUAUCAAUGUUUAGUAAAAUAUUAGAAUACAAUAAAUGUGAUAAAACUGUAGUAGGUACAGUUUAAGUAUUUUAUGGCUGUUCAUAUUGUUUACGGUUACCAAAUGUACACUAACUUUGUAAAAAUACCAUUUCCAUAAUUGUUAUGUAGUUAAAAUAAUUGUUUUCGUCAAUGUUGUCAACUUAGUACACUUUAAUGCAUAUUUUUAGGAAUUAGAUGUUAGGGUGACCAUUUGCAACUAAAUUGCUAUUACCUUAUGUAUUGAUGUUAAAUGAAAGAACAAGUGGGUGAUUCCACUAAAUGCACAUUAUUUCUAUAGAUAGUUACAUAUGGCAAAUUGUUUUGUUUAUGUAAAAAAUAUUCAGGGCCUUUAGCCAAACGCCACUUUAGCGCUUAUCUACAGAGAGAG
Spodoptera litura is the source of this 1636-nucleotide messenger RNA. RefSeq names its product solute carrier family 25 protein Shawn. Gene Ontology annotation, cellular component: mitochondrion. The record is from RefSeq and is a predicted model, not a curated record. Lineage: Eukaryota; Metazoa; Arthropoda; Insecta; Lepidoptera; Noctuidae. Gene Ontology annotation, biological process: mitochondrial transmembrane transport.